AUGGCCGAUAGUUACCCUGGUUUCAAACUUAUAUCAACCCUCCGGUAUGAUCCAGAGCUCAUGAAAGGGAGACUGAUAUCUCCGCCAUAUUCUGGGCCAGGAUGCUCGCCCUACUAUCUCCUCGAAUACCACCGCGGACGGCUCCUUGACGCUGCAAGGGGCUUCCGGUGGGCAGAGGCGAUUUCACAGGUGCAUUCCCUCGCACCUUCAGCCGAGAAAUUUGCAGAGACUCUUGAUGCACAGGUGCCAGAUAAAUCGCAGCCGUGGCGUUUGCGCAUAAUGCUGGACCAUGGGGGCAGGCUGACCGUUGAGGCCUCGCCGGCACCCUCGCCAUUUUACUCUCAUAUUUUCUUUUUUCCUCCCCAGCCUUCAUUCUCAUCUUUGUAUAUACAUAAUAAAGAUGUUAUCCGCUGGAAAGUGCGACUGGAUACGCAGCCGACACAACCGUCUCUGUUCACCAAGCAUAAAACCACCGCCAGAGAUAUAUACAAUGCGGCACGGACACGAGCCAAUCUAACAUCUGCGGCCGAUCCAAUUGAGGUUCUAAUGUACAAUCUUAAGGGUGAAGUUAUGGAGGGUAGUAUUACCACUGUUUACUUGAAAAAAAGAGUAGGUGAUGAAGUACCGCGGGGGAUGGUUGGGGACGACGAGUGGGUUACACCACCACUGAUGUGUGGCGGAAAUUCAGCAACUACACGGCGAUAUGCUCUCGAUACCGGUAUCUGCUCAGAAGAUAUUAUUCAUAUCGAUACACUUGCCGCUGGAGAGGAGCUAUGGUUGAGUAAUGGGGCAAGGGGCUUUAUGCCAGCUGUGCUAGAGCUGUAG
Molecule: messenger RNA, 825 nt
Organism: Microsporum canis CBS 113480
Lineage: Eukaryota; Fungi; Ascomycota; Eurotiomycetes; Onygenales; Arthrodermataceae
Product: aminodeoxychorismate lyase
Exons: 1
Coding region: 1-825 (274 amino acids)
Molecular function (GO): catalytic activity
Source: RefSeq, a predicted model, not a curated record